This is a messenger RNA of Macroventuria anomochaeta, 1938 nucleotides long. Its product is annotated as L-galactose dehydrogenase (L-GalDH). Gene Ontology annotation, molecular function: D-arabinose 1-dehydrogenase [NAD(P)+] activity. The transcript has a single exon. Lineage: Eukaryota; Fungi; Ascomycota; Dothideomycetes; Pleosporales; Didymellaceae. Gene Ontology annotation, biological process: dehydro-D-arabinono-1,4-lactone biosynthetic process. The coding region runs from base 425 to 1792 and encodes 455 amino acids. Gene Ontology annotation, cellular component: cytosol. The record is from RefSeq and is a predicted model, not a curated record.
CGUCGACAAAUCACAUCUUCAGGACUUAAGAAAACGCGUUCUAGACGCGAAUGGCGUCAUGUUGAACCAUGCUAGUCCAUAUGUUCCUGCCAUCGCGGUCGGAGAUUCUGAUGUGCCGUGGGGCAACCAGAGCAACCGAAACAGUGGGUGAUGAAGCGUCGAUUGACGCUUCUGGAAGGCUUUGGCUUGAAAGCUGACCGGCGCGCCAAAGCGUGUAUCAAGUAUGGACAAUUCCGCUCGUGGGCUUUUCUUCUUUUCCACUUCUCUUCAGACGAGACCCUAAAUCAUACUUGGACAGCACCUCCAACUUCACCGGCGCGGAAAACGACCGCAUUUGGCGCGAUCCCACCAAGAUUUAUAGAAAGAUCGUAGAGUAUACAACUUUUCGAAACGCGACAAUUGCGCAGUAGAUCGACUUGCAGACAUGGCGAGCACACCCACCGAGCACCCUGCCACGACGGCGACGUUCCCAUCCCGCCAGAAACCGAUCCCUUUUUCAUUCGAAAAUGGGCAACGCACCCAACUCUCCUCCAUUCUCCCACCUCUCGUGUUUGGUACCGCGACAUUCAACCACCAAUACAAUGACGAUCCGUUUGCCAUGGACACCACUGGCUUGGUGACAUCAGCGUUGACACACGGCAUCCGCGCCUUCGACACAUCGCCCUACUACGGUCCGUCCGAAGAGCUGCUUGGCAAUGCGCUCGCGACGCCCUUCGUGCGCGAAACAUUCCCACGAAACUCGUACAUGAUCCUGACUAAGGUUGGGCGGAUAGGCGGCUCGGAGUUCGACUACAGCAAAGAAUGGGUCCGACAAAGUGUCAGGCGGAGCUUGGAGAGGCUACACACCGACUACCUCGACCUUGUAUAUUGUCACGAUGUCGAGUUUGUGAGUCCCGCCGAGGUCCUCGAGGCCGUCAGGGAACUCAGGCGCAUUCGAGACGAUGAGGGCACAAUCAGGUACAUCGGUAUCUCAGGGUAUCCGCUCGAUGUGCUGGGCGAUAUGGCAGAGUUGAUUCUGCGCGAGACGGGCGAACCACUAAACGCGGUACAGUCCUACGCCAACUUCACACUUCAGAACCAAACACUUGCGGGCCCGCGCGGCAUUCAGCGUUUGCGCAACGCAGGUGUAGACGUGGUCCCUAACGCAUCGAUUCUGGGCAUGGGACUGCUGCGCCGGCAGGGCGUGCCAUGUGGUGCGCUGGGCGAUUGGCAUCCUGCGCCGAGCGCGCUGCGCGCUGCAGUUCGCAACGCCAGCGACUUCUGCGACUCGUAUGGUGAAAAGCUGGAAGUCAUCGCCAUUCGCUUUGCGCUAGAGACAUGGAUUUCUGCUGGUGCGCUGUGCGGUUCGAAGGGCGAUCCUGCUUCUGGUGUACCCUGGAAGCUCGAGUCCAACGACGACGUCGGCGGUACAAAGCUCGGUGUGUCUGUCAUCGGUGUGUCGCGCGCACCUGAGCUCGAGAAGACGAUGUUGGUCUGGCGCUCCAUUCUCGACGGGCUCGAGGGCGGCGAAGAGACCGCUGUGCAGGCUGGGCGAUGGUACAGGGCGUGGGAAUGGUCGAGGAACAGGAGACAGGCUGUGCAGAUCCUGGCUGAGGGAAUUCAGGAGAUUCUUCAAGAUGGUUUCGACUUUGCAUGGGCUAGCCCUGAUCCAGGAUAUGUCAAUCAGAAGAAGAAGCAGAAGGUGGUAGAGGAGAGUGAUGCGCCAUGGUUAACGCCAGCGGCGAGUCCUGAGGCUAAGCCGGUCAAGGAUGGUGCAGAAGUCGCUGAGGAGAAGAGCCUGCCGUUGCGGUGAUGCGGCGAAUGAGGAGAGAACAGCAUAUUGAGAUGAUUUGAUGAGCACAUAUUCGUAAAAGCUAGAAUUGAUAUCCGGUACUUGCUUGCUGCGUUUGGAACAGACAGAUGAACAUUCACUUCAAGUAUGCGUUCACAGUUGUCUCU